CAAUUUGUAGUUUUCGGACCAAAACGUGCUGUAGCAAGAGCCAGAGGAUGCAAACAUUUUGAAUCCGAUUAACUUACCAAUCUUUGUUUGCGUCCGCGGGCUUUGAAAAGUGACAUUGAUUGACUUAUUACAGCGAAAUAAGCGAGUGAACAGCCGCACAGAGCGGAAGUGGAGGCGGUUAGCGCGCUGGACUGCUCGCGUGCGGGCUGCCAGUAGUCCGUUUCAUUGAAACGCCAUCGGUGAGUUCAAGAGGACAAACUCCGCUUUCUGACCCGUCGCGUUACCGCUGCUAACACAAUGAAGCUGGAACUGACCCGGGUGCUUCAUGGAGGGAGCAGGUUAGGCGUGUUAAAGGGACUCGGCCGGUCAGGGCAGCAGUCUGUGGAGGUGCCGGGGUGUCUGCUGUACACACACCUGGGAGCAGUGCCUCAUCUGACGCAGGAGACCCUCCACACCCUCAACAAGUUGCCUCCAGUCACACAGGUCACCAUGUCUCACAUUGCAGAGCAUUGUGAAGUGUUGGAGGAGUAUAAAGAGGGAUUCAGGAAGUUUUCGGGUCUGCAUGAUACAGUGUUGUACUCCUCGCUACACGACCCUGCCAGUCAAUGUCCACCUGGUUACACCACUAACAAGACUGUAUCGGUGUGGGGGAGCGGCGGACGCAUCGAACUGACGGUGCAAAAGUUCAUGGAUCUUCAGAAGCACGUGCAGCCGGACUGGUACCAGAGCAUGGCGGAUGGAGAGACGUGGCAGAACGGAACCUCCCGUAAAAGAAUAAAAAAAUCGGUGACUCGCACUCUUGCCCACCUGGAUGAGUGUCUGCUUCUGCAUCAGAAGUCAGAGGAGUUGAAUGGUGUGGAGGUGUUUGGAGUUGUGGAAGGGGGAGACAUCCUUGAAGAAAGAGUGCACUCCGCGAGCGAGACGGCCAAGAGACCGGUGGCAGGUUUCUGCCUGGACGGUCUCCAGACUGGUGCCAUGACCCAGGACCUGAGAGUGGAGCUUAUCAGGGCUGUGAACAAAGAGCUGCCAGAGGACAAACCAAGGCUGCUCCACGGUGUGGGGCGUCCCGACGAGGUGCUGGCGUGUGUGGAGGCUGGAGUCGACCUGUUCGAGGGCUUCUUCCCUUUCCAGGUCACGGAGCGAGGAUGUGCUCUCUGCUUCAAUUUUGACAUCUCACCAAAUCCGGAGCUCGCAGGUAGAGCGCCCCCUGCAGUGCUGCAGGAGGAAGUGGAGAGUGGCAUAGCAGCAGAACAGCACCAACAUGGGAACGGGAAUCAAGACGCGUCGUCCCAGAUGACGUUGUUUGAGAUGGAUCUUAAAGAUAAGAGGUACCAGGAUGACUUCAAGCCCCUGGUAGAGGGGUGUGGCUGCUACUGCUGCAGCAACCACCAGAGGGCGUACGUUCACCACCUGCUGGUGACCAAUGAGAUGCUGGCUGGAGUUCUGCUCAUGAUUCACAACACAGCUCACUACCUAGGCUUCUUCAGCAGCCUGAGAGAAGCUAUGGCUGCUGACAAACUCAGCCUCCUCAGGAGUCGGAUGCUCGGGGAGAUUUAUUUAGAGAGCUCCAGAAAUAGUUUGUUCUAAACAGGUUUUACCUUUUAGUAUUCCUUCCUGUGAAACCUUCCUUCUCUUCUCGCAUUGUCCUUUCCUGAACAGCAAGCGGUGUACACAGAACAGAUUACAGGGAAAGAUGUUGCUGUGUGAGUUGUUUUAUAAACGCUGUUUUUCACUGUCCCACUGUUAUUUACUGGGAGAAAGAUGUGUUCACUCCAG
Synchiropus splendidus (mandarinfish) is the source of this 1776-nucleotide messenger RNA. It is a transcript of the gene qtrt2, whose product is annotated as queuine tRNA-ribosyltransferase accessory subunit 2. Gene Ontology annotation, molecular function: tRNA-guanosine(34) queuine transglycosylase activity. NCBI's taxonomy places the organism in Eukaryota, Metazoa, Chordata, Actinopteri, Syngnathiformes, Callionymidae. Bases 298 to 1587 code for a protein of 429 amino acids. The record is from RefSeq and is a predicted model, not a curated record. The transcript has 8 exons.